Gilbertella persicaria is the source of this 1275-nucleotide messenger RNA. RefSeq lists its product as uncharacterized. The transcript has 7 exons. Gene Ontology annotation, cellular component: nucleus; cytoplasm. Gene Ontology annotation, biological process: regulation of mRNA stability. The coding region runs from base 19 to 1230 and encodes 403 amino acids. The record is from RefSeq and is a predicted model, not a curated record. NCBI's taxonomy places the organism in Eukaryota, Fungi, Mucoromycota, Mucoromycetes, Mucorales, Choanephoraceae. Gene Ontology annotation, molecular function: metal ion binding; poly(A) binding.
GCUUUGUUGAUUGAUAUCAUGGACUCUGAAAAGUGGGAAUUAUUAAAAAACGAAAUUCACAACAAGUGUGUGACCUAUGACUAUAUAGACGCGGCUGAUAGUACACUUGCUGAAUUCAUUGUCAAUCUUGUUCAAGUUGGAAAGAAUGCUGUUGAAGUGAAUAAUGAACUCGGUCAAUUGGUUGGAUCAGAUUAUGAUCCCAAUGUGACGCAAUGGAUCUUUGCUCGUAAACACGAGUUAGAAAGUGCUUUGCCCGCCGCGCAUCAACAACAACAACAACAACAAGAAGAACCUAUGGAAACCCAUGAUCCAAAGCCCAAGAACAGAAUUUUCAGUAGAGCACUUGGUCAUGCACUAAAUAACAAUACCAGCAACUCAGAUCGACCUCGUCUUACUUCUUCGGGUUCACCUCAUCGCCUUGAUCGCUCUCGUAGUCGUUCCCGUUCACCUGUCCGUCAUUCAACGCGUUAUGAACGUGACUCUUCUCGUCAUGAUCGUCGCCACGAUCAUCGUGAAUCGCGCCAAGAAGAUAGACCUAGUGUUUUUGAUCGUCUAGGUACUUCAAAGCCUAUUCCCAAGCCUUCCCCUGUUACAGAAGAGACAAAGAAAGAACGCUGUAAAUAUUGGCCAACAUGUAAGAAUGGUAAAGAAUGUCCUUACUUUCAUCCUAGUAAGGUGUGUCGUGAUUUUCCCAAUUGUCCCAAAAAGGCCAAUGAAUGUAUGUUUAUUCACCCUGAAACAAGCCAACCACCAUUACCUGUGAUGACCAAAUUACCUAUUCCUUGUAAAUUUUUCCCUUAUUGUAACAACCCUGUUUGUCCAUACAUGCAUCCAACACCUCAACAACAACAAGCGUUUUUUAUGCAGACACAGCCUUCGUUUACACCACAGCGUGUGCAAGUGCCUUGUAAGAAUGGCGAUGCAUGUACUCGACCAGACUGCCAUUUUAUUCAUCCUAGAGACCCUAACCCAUUAUCUGAUGUGAUUUGUAAAUUUGAUGGAGCAUGUACUAGACCCAAUUGUUUUUAUAAGCACACAAAAGAAAACAAAAACAAGGUGCUUAUCAAUAAGCCUGAAAACACAAGUAGUCGACAUUUCUCUGUGCCUGAAGAUCAAGUCAAUGAACGUAUUCCUGUUGGUCAAAGUGCUGAUGUCAUCCAGCAAGAACAACAACAACAACAACAAGUGAUGGAUGUAGAUCGUGAUGUUGUCAUGGAUGCUACAUCAUAAAAAGUGAGGCUUUUUCUUUUUUUUUUUUUUUAAUUAUUAAAAAAG